Molecule: messenger RNA, 6738 nt
Organism: Patella vulgata (common limpet)
Lineage: Eukaryota; Metazoa; Mollusca; Gastropoda; Patellidae
Product: transient receptor potential cation channel subfamily A member 1 homolog
Exons: 1
Coding region: 248-3865 (1205 amino acids)
Biological process (GO): transmembrane transport; monoatomic ion transport
Cellular component (GO): membrane
Molecular function (GO): monoatomic ion channel activity; protein binding
Source: RefSeq, a predicted model, not a curated record
CGUAUUGCUAAAUAAUAAAAGGCGUGGCAUAGUUGGCUGAAGUAGGAUUGAACGUAUUUUAUACAGGUUUAGUUGUGCUCUACUGUCUUUAAGCUAAGGCGGGUGUAUGUCGAACUAUUUAUGACCGUUCUAAACACCCCAAGUCAGAGACGUGUUUUAACAAACCAUUAAGAACAGUUAUUUAAGCAGCCUACGUGCAUGUCAUAAGGUUGUUGACAUUUUUUAGGGCCAUAAAACCUGCCUUAUCAUGUCUGAAGUGGACGGUGUUGUGUUAGAUUCAAGCCUAACGGAAACAAGCCCGGAUUUCAACACAAAAAAGGGAAACAUGGAGAUGACAUACUUAAUCGACGAGAAAGGGUCAGUGACUAUUGACGAUGAUAAGGUUAACGAUGGAGAGGGAUUAAGGCGGUCUGAAAGUUCUGGAAUUAUUAAUUUAACUCUUCAUCAAUGUGCUAGAGAUGGCGACGAAAAAAAUCUAAACAUACUUAUACGGCACAUGCAACAUCAUUUAAAACGGAAGAUUAAUCAACAUGACGAUGAUGAGUUAAGCCCUCUUCAUUACGCAGCACGAUAUAAUCAUUUGAGUGUUGUUAAAUUACUGGUAGAAAACGGUGCCGAUCCAAAUAAUAGAGGGGAAGAUGGCAUCACACCUCUCCAUUACGCGGCCAGGUAUCGACGUGAACGGAAAAAAAGGCGAGAAACUUCGGAAGAAGAGGAACAAAGUGAUGAAAAUUUAGAAGAAACUGUUGAAUCAGUGGUUACAUAUCUGAUUACAAAAGGUGCUAGUAUCAAUGCCACUGAUAUUUAUGGUCAGACAGCUCUAAGUUUUGCUGCUAUGCGUGGUAAUGAACAAGCUGCUCAAGAUCUGCUCAGCUUUAGAAAAAGCAAUAAUCGCUAUAUUCGUGAAGAAAUAAAUAUUGAAGCUGAAGAUCUCCAGGGAAUAACAGCUUUACAUUUGGUAGCGAUUCAUAACCAGGUAGAAAUUGCUCGUAUGUUGAUUGAAAGUGGAGCCAAUCUACGGUGCUGUGAUAAAGAACAAAGCACUCCCCUCCAUCAUGCUUGUUCUGAAGGAAAUAUUGAGAUCGUUAAAAUGUUGUUUGAAGCAGGAGCUAGAACACCAGAAGGCUGGGUAAUGAUAUCCAAUAUGGUGACUGAUACAGACAUUGAACAGAGCACAUGUUUACAUUUGGCCGUUGAUAAUGGACAUUACGAUGUUUCUAGGUUAUGUUUGGAGAAAAGGGCAGAUGUUAAUGUACCAAGAAAACAUUAUAUGCACCCACUUCACUUGGCAGCAGUUUCCGGUGACAUCAGAAUUGUUCGAUUGUUGGUGGACAACAACGCGCGGAUCGACGUCCUCAACGACGAACAAGCCACACCUCUGCAUAAAGCUGCUCAAUUUAACCAUUGUGAAGUAGUCAAGUUUCUGGUAGACAGGAAAGCUAAAAUUAAUUGUCGAGAUAAAGAUAACUACACUCCACUGCUUUUAGCUGCUACAUAUGGUAGAACCGAAUGUGUUGAGUUACUGCUAGAGAAAAAUGCUGAUUAUACAGUUGUAGAUAAAGAUGAUAAAACAGCCAUUUAUUUAGCUGCUGAGGAAAACCGCCUUCAGACUCUGCGGACACUGCUGUCAGAUUCACGUGUGAAGGAAUUGAUUAAUGCAAGUGAUAAAUACAGCAAUGAUCCUCUCCAUGUUGCUGCUAGGGAGGGUUUUUUAGACAUUGUUAAGUGUCUUUUGGAAAAUGGAGCGGAUUUGGAUUCAAAGAACGAAGAAGAACAAACACCUGUUCAUUUGGCUGCAAGAUAUGGUCGAACCAUUAUUGUCAAGGAACUAGUUAAACAUGACAAAUCAGUAGUCUAUGAUGAAGAUGAAGAUUCAAACACUGCUCUACAUCUUGCAGCAAUGUAUGGACAUGAUAAGGUGGUGGAAAUAUUGAUAGAAUUUGGAAGCGAUGUUGCAGCAAGAAACUACAAUCAGUGGACACCAUUAGAUCUGGCAGCCUCAAAAGGUUGGUCAAAAACCAGUAAAAUCUUACUGGAGCAAGAUGCACCUAUUGAUCCCAUGGAUAAAUCAAACACCACACCACUACAUCUUGCAUCACGAGCAGGUCAUGCACCUGUUGUUGAACUUUUAUUAGAGUGGGAUGCCAAUGUCGCGCAACGUGACGCCGAAGGGAAUAAUAGUCUGGAUUUAGCCAUUGAACACCACAACAUGGACGUUGCCUUCACAAUAAUUGCAUCCCCUGUGUGGGAAGACGCUCUGCGGAAUGCAACUUUAGACAUUACUACAGGGAUACUAGACACCCCAAUGAGACGACUUAUUAGAAAAAUGCCAGACGUUGCUGAAAAGGUAUUUGACAAGUGUUUGAGUUAUGGUGCUGAAAAGAACCCCGAAAGACCAAACUAUGAAAUUACAUUCAACUAUGAAUUUCUAGAUGAUGCAUAUGCACCGUGGAUGGACAUCAAGCCAGAUUCAAGUGAAUAUGGAUCAGCAUCAGACAGCGUGUUUGAGGAUGAAAAUAAAGUUAGUGAUACUGCAAGAGCUUAUACUUCAGAUUCUAAUUUAUUGAAGAAGAAUCAUCCUAUUAUGGUUAUGGUGUCAUCAAACCGAGAAGAUUUGUUGGGACAUCCUUUAGUGACCUCUCUUUUGAAUCAUAAAUGGAAGUCAUUUGGAAGAUUCAUUUACUAUCUCCUGCUCUUCAUUUUUGCGAUCUUUCUUGUUUUUCUAACUGGCUAUAUUACGACAACUGUGGCACCGUACCAAUACAAUAAAACUGAUGCUGAUCUUAUUAUUAGCAACAACUGUACCAAUUUAACAGUAAAGAUAGAGAAACAUAUUUUUGCUAAAAUAGGAAAAUGGGUAAUUUUGGGACUUGCUGCGUUUAACCUGCUUAAAGAGUUACUUCAGAUAUUUCAAGCAAAGUUGAGCUAUCUUGGUUGGACUAAUCUUAUUGAAUGGGUAACUUACGUGACUGCUUUACUACUGGUUAUAGAUUUUAAUGAAUGCCAGGAUAUAACGGGUUAUAGGUAUGACUGGCAAUGGUCUCUUGGAGCUGUGUCUAUUUUUUUGGCUUGGAUGGAUCUAGUAUCAUUUAUUCAGAAAUUCCCAAGAUUUGGAAUUUAUGUGGUCAUGUUGACAGAUGUAUUAAAAACAUUUGCUCAGUUUUUUUUAGUGUUCUUCCUGUUCAUAGUUGCAUUUGCUCUCGCCUUUUUCACCCUGUUUCAAAAUCAAAUUGCCUUCAGAUCUGUAGGUAAUUCACUGAUAAAAACAUCAGUAAUGAUGAUUGGAGAAUUUGAAUUUGAUGCAAUUUUCAACGAAGAAGUCGCAAAUCCUAUGGCAGAUAACCGGGUCAACAUGCCAGAGGUGUCAUACCUUUUGUUUGUAGUCUUCAUGAUAUUGAUGUCAAUCCUUAUCAUGAACUUGUUGGUUGGUUUAGCUGUUGAUGAUAUUAAAGCUGUCCAGGAGCAAGCUAUCCUCAAGAGAAUGGCCAUGCAGGUUGAACUGGCGCUGGAUGUGGAGAGGAUUCUACCUGAUGUCUUGAAGAAAAAGUUUUACAUUAAAAGAAAUACCAUUAAACCAAACAUGCUUUUUAACAACACAGUCGCCAAGAUCUUUAAGGUGGAAUCAUCUCUAUCAGCUCAUACUAUUCAAAAGGCUUUGAAUCCAGAGCUUGAUGAUAUAGAAAAGGUACAGGAAGCCCAGGAGAAGAUGCAAACUGAUUUAAAGAAAAUGAAGAAAAAUAUGAAGAGUAUGAGAGAACAGAAUUCAAGAAUAGAGAGUAUGUUGAAAGCUUUAGUCACUCAGUCUGCGGAUAUUAACUGGCAAGAAGAAGAUUUCCAGGAUGACAAUGAACAAAUAGUUAUGUGAAAAUACUUUUGAUGAUAGAACAUAAAUCAAGCAUUACGUUAGUUUUCGAAGAAAUCCAAAAAUCGUGGGCAUUUUCUUAAUUGAUCUUCCCGAUUGUGAACAUUAAUAUACAGGAUGUAUACUUACUACUUACACAAGCAUGUGUCCUUUUUGUUCCUUUGCUUAUUAUUAAACGAUCUUCUUAUUUGUGAACAAUGACAUUCAAGAAUGUAUUAAGUGCUACUUAUAACAUGUGUCCUUUUUGAACAUUUUAUUAAAAUGAUCUUCCUGUUUCUGAACCACAAUAUACAAGGAUGUACAAGUGCUACUUAUAUACGUACCGGGUAUGUGUCUUUUUGUGAUUUUGUUUUUAAUACAUCUGAAUUAUUGGCUGUGUUUUGUGUGUUUUUCUCAACUUUGAGAUCAGAAACGUUGAUAAUGUGUGUUGCAGUGAAACAAAUGGUUAUUCAUAAUUAUCUCAGGUAGUUUUAUUUCAGCGUAUCCUUAUGUCAAAAUAUUUGAAUAGUAUAAUCAAACCAUACAUAAGGGCUUUUGUUUUAUUGUUGCUCAAAUUGAGUUUUUAUUAGACUGAAGUUUGGUUACGGUAUAUUUGAAAACUAUAUAAUUUGCAUAUAUAAGUGUAUAUAUGGGAUAUAUUUAAUAAUCCUUUUGUUUUAUAUUUAUUUAUGUUAAUCUUCAGAUGUAAUCGAACCCCUGGCUCCAAUUUAUUUUGAAUUAUUUCCCCAUAAUUUCAGUAGAAGUUUUCUAUUGUCUAGACGUAAUCGAACCUGGCUCCAAUUUAUUUUGAAUUAUUCCCCCAUAAUUUCAAUAGACGUUUUCUAUUGUCUAGACCUCUGUUUCGUAAACCCAGUAGAAACAAUUGCUUAUUCCUACUUUUCGAAUUUAUGUCAAACUUGUUUUAUUCCUGACCAUUUUCAGAUUAUGUAUUCCCUUUUUAGUAGGGUAAUAAUUGUAAAUGUAAUUUUGGGACCAUUUUGGGAAGACCACGUUCUUCUUAGUAAUAUGACGCAUGGACGGAAAAGGUGUUUUUAUUUUUUCUAUUUGUUUUAUAUAUUUAAAUAUUUUUACGAAUUUUUAUAUACUUUUUACAUAUUUAAUAUACGUUUUGGAGUUCUACGUUUGUUAUUUGCUAGUUAAAGUCUCGACAUGCUCUAAUGAUCAUUAAUGAUAUACAUUAUGGGUUGCAAAAUGGGUUGUAACGCAUAUACUAAUCUAAUAUGAAUGUAUAUAAACUGAUUUACAUUCAAUCGUUUCUGUUUUUACUGUAAUUUCUAAUCAGUUAUGUUCGGCGAAAUACGACAGAAGUCUCAUGUGAAUGGCAAUCUUUAGCGUCUGGUUUUUCCAGUCCACACCGAUGGUAUUUAUUGCGCAUGCUCUCCAGAUAAGAAUAUAGCGUCACCAUUUGACAUGACUUGUGGAAUAUGUCUAGCCCUGUUCUUUGAGUCUCUUGUUUCAAAUGGCGCUGAAACGCAUUAUGGUACACGAUUCGUGUACCAAUGGUAAAAUGUUUAUUUUGUCUUGAAUAUUGGAUAUCAGAAGCCCAUCUUUUCCCUGUAAGAUCACAAGACCAAUGUUGAUUUGAAUUGACAAAUAAUUCGUGUUUUCAAUGUCGAAGAUUUUGGAUGAUAUUGAGUUAGAGACUUAGCUACUUUAAAUCGACCAAUUCAUUUUGAAUGCGUAUCACUACAGCAUACAAGCCUGUACAGCGCCUUGAACGCAUACGACUGACCCCGGAAUCCAUUCAUUAUUUAUAAAUAGCUCCAAGACGGGCGAAAGGUGCUUUAAAAUGUUAUUAAACCAGUGUUGAAACCAGUUUGUGUCGACAUACCUUUUAGCUUUUCAUCAUUUACCGUGAAGAAAAGUGGUACAGCUGUACGUUUGUUUAUUGCUAGAAAUGUCUGUGUAUAUUAUGUCCUGUCGUAGGUUUGUCUUGUUUACAUGUAAUUGUUUAUGUUUAGUGCGGUUUUCCUGCAGUUACUAUAUUUUGUUAUGAUUUCUUAUGACUUCUGUUCAUUAUACAUCGCCAUCAUAAUGUGUCUUACACAAAUACAGUAAUAAUAAUUCUGAUAUAUUUGGUACACAUCAGCCCAUUCUUCCUGAAGAUACUCGGAUGUGCGUACUUGCAGAAGUAUAUACAUUAGAGUAGAACAUAUUUUAUUUGCAUUUGAGAAAUAUGGGAACGAUCUAGCUUGUUCUGCCUUUUAAAGUCUUUUGUAUAAAGGAACUUAUAUGUAUUGUAGUAUCAAAUCUGUGGAUGUUGUUAUAUUGUAUUAACUUUAUAUAAAGUUUGAACCCAUAUUCUGAAUAUACUAAUAAAUUAAAUAUGAACUUAAAUUCAUGAAAACUUCAGAGUUUUUAUUGACUAUUGACUUGCGACAUUUUGAUCUUGACUGUCAAAUGUAGGUUGUACUUUUACUUAUAAUGUGGUAUGGUGACCUGUGUCUUCACUGAGGCGUAAACUAUAUAUAUGUGUAUAAGCGUAUAUCAUGUUUGGUUUACAUACAUAUAUAGAACAGAUAGGUUCUCCCCACCCCUACCCCCAACCCUACACCGUCUACACAUUUAUAGAAAACUGUCUAGCAAGAUUUUUGUAAACUUGGUUACAUUACCUACGAUAUGGCUGAAAAAAAACAUAAGUAUUUUAAAAGCCAUAUUGCGAAAUAAAUAUCAGUGAAUUUAUUUACCGUUAUUUACUUAUAUACCUGACCCAAUGAAUAAGUUAUCUAUAUGUAAUUUAUAAUUUGAAGUAGGGUAGACAGCUGUUCAUCAGAGAAUUUAAUUUUGUUGUUCAUCAUUUUAUGUAUAAAAUAACAUUAUGUAAAUUGUGGGUAUGUUUCCUAUUUAUAUUCAUUCAUAUAAAAGAUGUAAUUGUA